AUCAUUGGCAUCCACAUGAAUUACCACAACUCCCGCAAGCCCUGGUUAAUCAAUGCGCUUAUUCAUGCGAAGGCAAAGGAGCUGAACGCCAACAAACCUGCAGGGUCAUGUUACACAUUGGCUGAGCUCCGUGAGAUUGUCACACAUGACCCUCAAAUGAAAGAAUUGAUGGAAGAAGAAAAGGCAGCUUACAUAGAGGCCCUCAAUGAACAUUGCGCCAAGAAGGCACUUGGUGUUUGUGCAAAUAAUUCUGCGGCUGCACGAGAUGUGCUAGCCACAACAGAAAGAAUCGUGAAAGAGCUGGACAACCUACGUGUUCAGACCGGCAUCUAUGCGACAUUAUUUGUCGUCCGUGGUCACAUCAACAACACAAUUCAAAGCACCAUGCAUGGCACCAACAAUACAGAAGACUUUUGGGAAGAUGUUUACGAGCAUCUGAUGGCAGAUUUUCUGUGUCAAUAUGAACAAGGGGCGUGCACACAGAAUCAGAGUAAGUCUAUACAUUAUAUAUACUUGCUUAGCUGUCAUUGA
This is a messenger RNA of Suillus bovinus, 531 nucleotides long. RefSeq lists its product as uncharacterized. The record is from RefSeq and is a predicted model, not a curated record. Lineage: Eukaryota; Fungi; Basidiomycota; Agaricomycetes; Boletales; Suillaceae. The transcript has 3 exons. The annotation marks the transcript as partial.